GGAUUGACACCAACAAUUUGGCCAGCCCAGCUCAGCCCGAGCCUGUCCAUUGUUUUUUCGCCAACUCGAGGGCGAGACGAGGGCGCUGAAAUCCUCCGCCAACAAUUUGGCAACCAAAUUCUCUCCCGUGAUUUCUCCUCUCUCGACCUUCUCUGUCUUCUGUCCUUCGCGUUUCCUUCUCGAAGUACGGCAGCGGCGCACUGGACUGGCGAUGCAGAUGCCGAAACUCAAAAUAGAUUGAGGGGGAACACAGAUCAGGUGUCUAUGAGUGUACAGUUCGAAGCAAUUGGUCCAUAGUUCACCGGAGAUACAUGAAUCGACGAGGCGGACGUUGGUCAGAGUUGAAGAAGAAACUGAAAAUUCCGGCGGUACAGUCAACAGAACUCUGUGUUUAUUUAGGCAUAUUGCUCCCGAUCGCGUGGAGAUGGUCCCGUGCAAGGGAAUCCUACAGGUUAUGGUGACAUUCAUGCUGUAAAUGUCAGGGAAAUGGUAUUUAUCAUGAUUUAUGUUUCCUUUGAUAUGAUUAUCAGAGCCUGCCUCAUUGGUAACAUGACUGCACUUAUUGCCAAAGGCUUGAGAACCGAGCGAUUUCGUGACAAAAUGAAAGAAAUUAUCAGGUGUAUGAACAGAAAUAAACUUGGGAAGGACAUAAGGGAACAGAUCAAGGGACAUUUGAGAUUGCAGUAUGAGAGCAGCUGCACUGAAGCUUUGGUUCUUCCUACCAGGAGGUGCUAUUUUGGAGCAAGGAAGUGCAGUUGAUCAGAUAUACUUUGUCACGGUGAACCGGAAGGUGUUGGCAUUGGCGAAGAUGGUCAAGAGGAGACUCUUUAGAUGUUGGAGCCUGAGAGUUCUUCUGGUUAUAUGUUUAUGUUCUUCUCGUUAAAGCGUGAUUCUUUUGGGCUUGAAACUCUCGACUCUUGUAGUUGAAGUAAAAUACUCUACUCUAUUUUGGGGUUGACAUUUUAGGGGCUUUUCGAGAGUGGGCGAUGGAUGUCCGUAGCCGCGCGGGUCGCUCGCCGAUGAGCAUCCCCUUGCACAUUUUGCUGUGAUGUCAACGGAGGGACCUUGGUGGCAGCGCGAGGAAGGCCCGCGUGACACCAACGCUGCCACGUUGCAGGCCUACAAGAACCGUCGCUUUCCCUCACUUGUCGCGUCAUACAUGAUACAUCCAUCCAGUUCAAAUUGAGUUGCGAACCCAAGCUCGUUACUGCUACUGGAGUACUACCUACGCGCGGGGCAGUGGUGCAUGCGCUGCUAGCUCGAUAAUGCCAACGAGGCUGAAGAGGAGAGCGGAGGAGGAGAAUGAGGACGUGGAUUCCGACCGGUCGCCGUCGUGGCGGAACAACCGCCUCGAGCUCACCGGCCGCCUCCCUCCUCUCCACGGCAGCCGUCGCCACCACGGGGAGGCCGGGUUCUUCCACGGCCUCAUCAUCCACCCGGACAACAAGUCAUAUCGGUUAUGGACCAGGUUCAUAGUGGUUUGGGCAGUGUAUAGUUCCUUCCUUACACCCUUCGAAUUUGGAUUCUUCAGGGGACUCCCUAGGAAGCUGUUCUUCUUGGACAUAGCUGGCCAGAUUGCCUUCCUUAUAGAUAUUGUUCUGAAGUUUGUUGUGGCGUACCGUGACCCGGAAACGUACCGCAUUGUAUACAAUCCAACCUCUAUCGCCCUCCGGUAUUGCAAAUCAAGUUUCAUAUUUGAUCUCCUUGGCUGCUUGCCAUGGGAUGCUAUCUACAAGGCUUGUGGACGUAAAGAAGAAGUAAGAUACCUAUUGUGGAUUCGCUUAGCACGAGCUCUAAAGGUCACAGAAUUCUUUAAGGAUUUGGAAAAGGACAUUCGUGUGAAUUACCUGUUCACAAGGAUAGUGAAACUCAUAGUCGUGGAGUUAUAUUGUACACACACAGCAGCUUGUAUCUUCUAUUACCUGGCAACAACACUUCCUGAAUCAAUGGAAGGAUAUACAUGGAUAGGGAGUUUGCAGUUAGGAGACUACAGCUAUUCUCAUUUCAGGGAGAUUGAUCUUACCAAACGUUAUAUGACAUCACUGUACUUUGCCAUCGUCACCAUGGCAACUGUCGGUUAUGGUGACAUUCAUGCUGUAAAUAUUAGGGAAAUGAUAUUUGUCAUGAUUUAUGUUUCCUUCGAUAUGGUUCUUGGAGCUUACCUCGCCGGUAACAUAACUGCAAUGAUUGUCAAAGGCUCCAGAACCGAGCGAUUUAGAGAUAGAAUGAAUGAAGUUAUCAGGUAUAUGAAGAGAAAUAAACUUGGAAAUGAUAUCCAAGAACAGAUCAAAGGACAUUUCAGGUUGCAGUAUGAGAGCAGCUGCACUGAAUCCUCUGUGCUUCAGGAUAUCCCAGUUUCUAUUCGCGCAAAGAUUUCGCAAACAUUGUACGUGCCAUAUAUUGAAAGGUCUCCGUUGUUCAGAGGAUGUUCAGCAGAAUUCAUUCAACAAGUUGUGAUCAGGCUGCAAGAAGAAUUUUUCUUACCAGAAGAAGUUAUUUUGGAGCAAGGAAGGGCAGUAGAUCAAUUGUACUUUGUCUGUCAGGGUAAACUGGAAGGUGUUGGGAUUAACGAGCAUGGUGAAGAAGAGAAUAUUAUAAUGUUGGAGCCUGGAAGUUCCUUCGGAGAGAUUGCUAUUCUUUGUAACAUUCCACAGCCCUGCACUGUUCGUGUUUGUGAACUUUGCAGGCUCUUACGGCUGGAUAAAGAGUCCUUCACAAAGAUAUUGGAGAUUUACUUCGUUGACGGAAGAAAACUUUUGAGCAACCUUACUGAGAGCGAUGACUAUGGUCAGCGGGUCAAACAAAUAGAAUCAGAUAUCACAUUUCAUAUAGGGAAGCAAGAGCUGGAGCUGAACUUAAGAGUAAAUACCGCCGCCUUUUACGGUGAUCUUCAUCAGCUGAAUGGCUUAAUCCGAGCUGGAGCUGAUCCAAAGAACACUGAUUAUGAUGGGCGAUCUCCUUUGCAUCUCGCAGCUUCCAAAGGGCAUGAAGAUAUUGUGCAGUUCCUUGUCCAUGAAGGAGCUGAUAUCAAUCUUACUGAUAAAUUUGGGAAUACGCCCUUGCUGGAGGCAGUGAAGCAGGGGCAUGACCGUGUGGCCAAAUUGUUGUUUAGGAAAGGAGCCAAACUGAAGCUUGAAAAUGCCGGCAGCCAUCUGUGCAUGGCAGUAUCAAACGGAGACACCGAUUUCAUUCGGGGGGCUCUAGCUUAUGGUGCCAAUGCAGACUCAGAAGACUAUGACCACCGCAGGCCUCUCCACAUAGCCGCUGCAGAGGGCUUGUAUAUGAUUUCCAAGUUUCUGGUAGAUGCAGGCGCAAGUGUGCUCACAACAGACAGAUGGGGUAUUACUCCGUUGGAUGAAGGGCGUAAGUCUGGUAGUAAGCCGCUUAUUAUGUUGCUGGAACAAGCAAAAGCAGAAGAGCUCUCCAAGUUCCCCACACGCGGCGAAGAAGUGACAGAUAAAAUGCAUCCACGACGGUGCUCCGUGUUUCCUUACCAUCCAUGGGAUGCUGAUGUAAAGCGAAAAGAGGGGGUGAUGCUGUGGAUUCCUCACACGAUCGAUAAACUCAUCAGGUCAGCCCAGGAGAAGCUGAGCUUGUCAGGUUCAUGCUUGGGCUUGCUCUGUGAGGAUGGCGCGAGGGUCCGGGAUGUCGAAAUGGUCAAUGAUGGGCAGAAGCUCUAUCUGGUCAGAGGCGCGGGCACAGGUCAGAACGAGUAGAAGGUGACUCAGGCGCAAAAAUGAGAAGAAGAAUCAUAUUGUUUCAGUAAAAUCUUGAGUUUUUUCUGUCAGGUAUUUAUGUAAGAUUAAUAGCGUCCCCAACAUUUUUUUUUUGUAUUCUGGGUGCUUACCAGUGUAUACAAAAGUAAGAAAACAAUCAAACCGUUUCUACGAUGCUGUACAGAAAAUAGAAAUAUGAUGUAAAAAUUGAAUCUAAUGUGAACCAGUGAAUGAACACGUCAAAAAAAUGGUUUCACUCUGAA
Messenger RNA from Brachypodium distachyon (stiff brome), 3979 nucleotides. Its product is annotated as potassium channel KOR1. The transcript has 15 exons. The coding region runs from base 1266 to 3716 and encodes 816 amino acids. The record is from RefSeq and is a predicted model, not a curated record. Lineage: Eukaryota; Viridiplantae; Streptophyta; Magnoliopsida; Poales; Poaceae. Gene Ontology annotation, cellular component: membrane. Gene Ontology annotation, biological process: transmembrane transport; potassium ion transport. Gene Ontology annotation, molecular function: protein binding; voltage-gated potassium channel activity.